GUGGCUUGGGAACCCCACCUAAGCUCAGGCAGCAACAUUUUGAACGGUUCAAGAGAAGAAAAAGAGUAGAGAAUCUCUGAGAGUGAUGCUGUUGAGGACGCCACUGAAUAGUAGCAUUGACAUUCAGCACAACUCUGGGCUGCAGAGCUUCUCCAUCUUUGGGAGAACCUGCAGCGAUUCUCAGCUUCUAGAGCUCUUGGUAUCUCAAUAGACACACCUGAAUUCCCAGAGCACACCCUCCGGCUUUGCCUCCCACGUCCUCCUCACUCUAGGCUCAUGCAUCCCGAGCAUCCCCGCCCUGAAAAUAGUGGGUUUUGGUGGGGGUUCCCCGGGCUCAGAACAUGUCAAAGCUCCCAUCCAUCAUGGGCAAACAAUGGAGCUCUCUCCCCAUCAUGACUGGCCUCUCUCUUUUUUUUUUUUUGGUGGUGGUGAAUCGCGAGAUGCCGAGAGGAAGAGAGUCCAUAAUAAAAAGUGUUCCACGAGCUUAUUUUUGGGAGGAGGCUCCACAUCGUCUGAUGGUCGAUUCAAUUGUUUAGAUCAUAGAUAUAUAUGAGUGAGGUCUCUUCUCUUGUCCUCAGAGACCAACGUCAUCUGUUUAUUCAUGUUUAUGAAUUGAGUUACGAAGCAUUACAGUCCAUCUCGAGCUAAGACUGAGUGAUCCGAUCCAUAACUGGCUACACACCCUCAGCUACUCAAAGUUCCAGGCUUUUAUUGCUUUUCGCGGGGUGACACCUCCGCCUCAGACGACGCCUCCUUUCUCGGCCUUGUGCUUCUGCCUCACACCUCUUCGAAUCUUUCUUCCCCUCUCUCGCUCACUCAUCGUCUUCCCCAUUUGGGAAUCUUGCUUUACCCGGCCCAAGCCUUGUAGCUUAUUCAUCGGACAAAAUAAACGUUGUCUCACUCUGAUCCUGAAAUAAAACUAUGUAUAGCAACCAUAAGCCCAUCAAAGUCAUGGAACCUCCUCAAGUUUUGGAUCACUACAUCGGUGUCGAUGUCGGUACUGGCUCUGCUCGUGCUUGUAUCAUUGACGAAACUGGUGAUAUCAAGGCUCUGGCCUCUGAGAACAUCAAGCUAUGGCAGCCUGAGACUGGCUACUACGAACAAUCCACCACAGACAUCUGGCAAUGCAUCUGCGAAUGUGUCCGCCGCGUCGUCAGCGAGUCCACAGUCAACCCCUCGAGCAUCAAGGGCAUUGGCUUUGAUGCUACCUGCUCUCUUGCCGUCUUCACCCACGACACCGACGAGCCGCUCCCCGUCACCGGCCCAGACUUCACAAAUGAUGGCAAUGACCGCAACGUCAUCCUGUGGCUCGAUCACAGACCUGUCGAAGAGACCGAGAAGAUCAACAACACUAAGCACAAGCUUCUCAAAUAUGUUGGUGGAAAAAUGAGCAUUGAGAUGGAGAUGCCAAAGGUGCUCUGGCUCAAGAACCACAUGCCGCCUGAGCUGUUCGCACGUGCCAAGUUCUAUGAUCUUGCUGAUGCUCUCACCCACUUGGCUACUGGCAACGAGACCCGUAGCUACUGCAGCGUUGUCUGCAAGCAGGGCUUCGUCCCAGUGGGUGUCGAUGGUAGCGUCAAGGGUUGGCAAGAAGACUUCUACCAUGAGAUUGGUCUUGACGAUCUUACCAAGGACGACUUCAAGCAGAUGGGUGGUGUCAACGGGGUGAACGGAACCUAUGUCAGCGCUGGCGAGCCUGUAGGCACUCUGAGUCGACUAGCCGCGAACCAACUCGGUCUUCCCAUGGGCAUCCCUGUGGGCAGCGGUGUCAUUGACGCAUAUGCAGGUUGGAUCGGAACUGUGGGCGCUAAGGUCGAUCUUGGAGACGACGAGCUCAACGCUGCUGUACCCCACAAUGACCUUGCCCAAGCCUUCACUCGCUUGGCUGCUGUUGCAGGAACUUCCACAUGCCACUUGGCUCUGUCCAAGGAACCUGUCUUUGUACCUGGUGUCUGGGGUCCUUACCGCGAUGUCCUCCUGCCCGAGUUUUGGAUGGCUGAAGGUGGUCAGUCCGCGACUGGAGAGCUUCUGCGACAUAUGCUCGAUAUCCAUCCCGCUUACAAUGAGACGUGCGCCCUUGCCAAGGCUGAAGACAAGCACAUCUAUGACUUCCUCAACGCUCACCUUGAGUUAAUGGUUGAGAAGCAUAAUGCUCCCUCGAUUUCAUACCUUGGCCGUCACCACUUCUUCUACGGUGACCUUUGGGGUAAUCGCUCACCAAUCGCUGAUCCCAACAUGAAAGGCAGCAUGAUUGGACUGGACAGCGACAAGAGCACCGACAACAUGGCCCUUUGGUACUAUGCCACCAUGGAAUUCAUCGCAUUGCAGACCCGCCAAAUCAUCGAGCAGAUGAACAAUGCCGGCCACGAGAUCUCCUCCAUCUUCAUGUCAGGCUCCCAGUGCCAGAACCCCGUUCUCAUGAACCUUCUAGCAACCGCCUGCGGCAUGCCUGUCCUCAUCCCACGUUACGUCAAUGCUGCUGUCGUUCACGGUGCUGCCAUGCUCGGCGCCAAGGCAGCAAGCCAUGCCAAGGAGGGCAGUGAGCCUGAGUCUCUCUGGAGCAUCAUGGAUCGCAUGAGCAAGCGAGGUCGACUGGUCGAUCCCAGCACCAACGAGGAUGAGAAGGCUCUUCUUGAUGCCAAGUAUGAAAUCUUCCUGGACAUGUGCAAGACACAGCAAGAAUACCGCAGCAAGAUUGACAAGGUGGCUUCCAAGAAGGCACGUGUCAAUGGUGCUCCUAAUGGUGCUUAGGAGUUGAGCUUGUGUAUUGGAUGACGAUAUGAAGUUGAAGAGCGCUGGAUUUGGGCAAUUGGCGUCGGAAUUUGGUAUAAAGGCCAGUAAUUUAAUGAUCAUACGUACGUAGAUACGAAGGCGUAUCCCUGAAAAGGGUGAAUGAAAAUAGAAUAAUUGAUUUCUUUCUUUGUUAAUUACAAUGCUUUAUGUUGGUGUAUCACAAA
This is a messenger RNA of Fusarium odoratissimum NRRL 54006, 2957 nucleotides long. RefSeq lists its product as uncharacterized. The transcript is spliced from 5 exons. Gene Ontology annotation, molecular function: kinase activity; phosphotransferase activity, alcohol group as acceptor. The record is from RefSeq and is a predicted model, not a curated record. NCBI's taxonomy places the organism in Eukaryota, Fungi, Ascomycota, Sordariomycetes, Hypocreales, Nectriaceae. The coding region runs from base 922 to 2751 and encodes 609 amino acids. Gene Ontology annotation, biological process: carbohydrate metabolic process.